AAAAAUAAAACCGAGAGACAGACAGCGAGCGCCGGCCAGACACACACCGCCAGAGCCCACCUCCCUGGGAACCUUCAGCCGGGCACCUGCCACCAUGAAAGACCGCACACAAGAACUGAGAAGCGCUAAAGACAGUGACGAUGAUGAAGAGGUCGUCCACGUCGAUCGAGAUCAUUUUAUGGAUGAAUUCUUCGAACAGGUGGAGGAGAUCCGAGGCUGCAUAGAGAAACUGUGUGAAGAUGUGGAACAGGUGAAGAAACAGCACAGCGCUAUCCUAGCAGCUCCAAACCCCGACGAGAAAACCAAACAGGAGUUAGAAGAUCUAACAGCGGACAUCAAAAAGACUGCAAAUAAAGUGCGGUCAAAAUUAAAAGCGAUUGAACAGAGCAUUGAACAGGAAGAAGGGUUAAACAGAUCUUCCGCAGAUCUUCGGAUUCGGAAGACGCAGCACUCCACUCUGUCUCGCAAGUUCGUUGAAGUAAUGACUGAAUACAACACCACACAGUCCAAGUACAGAGACCGCUGCAAGGACCGGAUCCAAAGGCAGCUGGAGAUUACCGGGAGGACAACCACCAAUGAGGAGCUGGAAGAUAUGUUGGAAAGUGGCAAGCUUGCUAUCUUCACUGACGAUAUCAAAAUGGACUCCCAGAUGACACAGCAGGCCCUGAACGAGAUCGAGACCCGACACACCGAGAUCAUCAAGCUGGAGAACAGCAUCCGCGAGCUGCAUGACAUGUUCGUGGACAUGGCCAUGCUGGUGGAGAGCCAGGGGGAGAUGAUUGACAGAAUCGAGUACAACGUGGAUCAGUCGGUGGACUUCGUGGAGCGGGCCGUUUCCGACACCAAGAAAGCUGUGAAAUACCAGAGCAAAGCGAGGAGGAAGAAGCUGAUGAUAAUUGCCUGCUGUGUGAUUCUAGGUGUUGUUCUUGCAUCUAGCAUCGGAGGCACGCUGGGAUUUUAAGAAAAUGCAACAACAAAACAAAACAAAGAAAACAUCCAAAUAAACGAGCGCUCAAAAAAUAAACCGAGAGAGGGCCCGGUGGGAGAGAAAAACACACGACAACGAAAUGAAAAAAGAAUCAUUCAUAAAAACAAAGUAUUUUCCUUUGAAGGCAUUUAAAUCGCUGUUCCCAGAGUGACAACUAAAUUUACACAUGUUUCUUUCUGAUUUCAUUUGCAUUUGCAAGCAGCGGGUUGUGAAAAACUGUGACGAGGGCCUUAGAAUAGAUUAUCAAACUACGUGUCCCAGAAUGCAUAUUUAGUUCUUAAAAAGGUGUUUUACAAAGUGGGGACGUCCUAACAACUUCGUUUUUUCAGGCGUUACUGUCUUUGCGGAAUAUUUUCUCAAAAAAUAACACCUGCCCACGCACGCACACACGCACGCACGCACACACGCACACACGCACGCACGCACGCACGCACGCACAUAUAUAAGCUGGUUCUGUUUUACCGAAUUCGUCAUGCGACAACUCCACACCUGACCUAUCAGAGAACAGCUUCGUGUCAUGUGGUUUGAAAUCAAGCCCAGUUUUACCUUCGCUCAAAAUGGCAGAGAAGGUCAGCCACGCAGAGUCUAAUUUCCCAUCUUUGUAAAAAAAAAAAAAAACACACCGCAGCCAAAAGCCCCUGUUUCUAAUGAGCCAGGCUUGCCUGGUUUGUAUAAUUCCAUUAAAUACAUAUCGCCAAAUAGAUCGCCAUUAUCGUCAGGCCAAGAAGAAGAAGAAGAAGAAGAAGAAGAAGAAGAAGAACAGCGCUUUCUCUUCUCCAUCAGCCAUUUUCUAUUGCACUUGUUACUUUACAAUCACACUUUCUGAAGAAGCCUGUGGCCGAUUCUGGUUUAGUCCUGAAAUAAAACGCAGCUGGCUUUACAAGACCGAACAAAGCCAGAAGCUUUGGAGAUGUGAAUAGAACACAGCAAUGGCUGUUAACUCACACCUAAUCGAAUGAUGUGAUAUGUUAACAAGGGAACAUUAUUCAGCAGCUUUCACUGGACUCUAUGAAGCUGAGGGAGUUCAUUCUAUAUAGAGG
Molecule: messenger RNA, 2028 nt
Organism: Polyodon spathula (Mississippi paddlefish)
Lineage: Eukaryota; Metazoa; Chordata; Actinopteri; Acipenseriformes; Polyodontidae
Product: syntaxin-1B-like
Exons: 10
Coding region: 95-961 (288 amino acids)
Biological process (GO): intracellular protein transport; vesicle fusion; exocytic insertion of neurotransmitter receptor to postsynaptic membrane
Cellular component (GO): endomembrane system; SNARE complex; plasma membrane
Molecular function (GO): SNAP receptor activity; SNARE binding
Source: RefSeq, a predicted model, not a curated record